This is a messenger RNA of Zootermopsis nevadensis, 2761 nucleotides long. RefSeq names its product Ionotropic receptor 68a (gene Ir68a). Gene Ontology annotation, cellular component: membrane. Gene Ontology annotation, molecular function: ligand-gated monoatomic ion channel activity. The record is from RefSeq and is a predicted model, not a curated record. Lineage: Eukaryota; Metazoa; Arthropoda; Insecta; Blattodea; Termopsidae.
AGUGUUCUCGUUGAUGAAGCUUUUAUUACUCGAAAUGAGACACUUAAUUGCGUGUUGUGAUAAAAUUGUGCAUGUUAUCGCAGUCUUUAAUUUCAUACAGCAAAGAAUUCGUAAUCAUGCACAUUGUUUACUAUACCCAUUAUUAGAUUAUUAUCAUUCGAGUCAGAGAGUAGUAAUAUAAAUGGGAUUGUCACUUUCUAUAAUAUAUGGUUGGAUUGGUGCAUUCAUCCGUGCUUUUUGCGAUAUUUCUGUGCGUUGUUCGGUGCCAUGAAUUUCGAAUUCAAAAUUACGGUCAUUGUGUAAAUUUUACCCAGUAUAUCUCGGAUUAUUAUAUAGUAUGAAAGGGUUUUGCGUACCAUGGGCCAGUUAGCACCAAACAGAGACAUAUAGAAUUUCAUCAGAACCUGACCGUAAUUGGUGAUACAAAAGUAGAAGGAGCUGUAAGAAUAAAGGAACUGAGAUCUGCAAGUCUUUACAACUAUGUGAAGAAAGUUGACUACAAUGAAGAUCUGGAGCAUGUUGUAACUGACAUUGUCACAGAGAUGCUUUCAGAUCUUAAUUGUUUGGUUAUUAUGAAUGACAACAUUCAGCAAGAUAUUUUUGAAGGUCAUUUCUUCAAAAAACUUGGAAGUGUCCCUUAUUAUAAGGUGCUUGUCAAGGAAAAAGAAGAUUUGCAGAGUCCAAACUACAAAACCCUUUCUGUAAUUCGUCAUGUCAAAAGAGCAGGAUGUCAAGUUUAUAUUUUAAUGAUUUCAAAUGGUGGGAAAGUGUCACGAUUCCUCAAAUUUGGAGACAGACACAGAGUGCUUGACACCAGAGCCAAAUUCAUAUUACUACAUGACCACCGAUUAUUCCACUCCAGUCUGCACUAUCUCUGGAGAAAAAUUGUGAAUGUCGUAUUCUUACACCAGCAAGGAAGACAUCAUGGAUCUGUUAUAACUCGCCAAAAAAUCCAUCCAUGGUAUGACAUCAGCACUGUGCCUUUUCCCUCACCCAUUGAUAGUACCUUUGUCCCACUUCACUUGGACACAUGGCAUCAGGGUAAAUUCCGCUCUGGGGCUGAUCUGUUCAGAAAGAAGACCUCAGACCUGAGAGGACAACAGCUCAGGGUUGUUACUUUCCAGCAUCUACCAGCAAGCGUCAAAAUGGCAUCGCCUUCUCUUAGGAUAGACAGUGUAGUGGAAGGCAAUGGUCCUGUUGGCUUUGGAGGACUUGAGAUAGAGGUUUUAAGGACACUUGCAACUGUAAUGAAUUUCCAUCCAGAUGUGUAUGAAGCAGAGAAUGCAGAUGUGGAACAAUGGGGUCGCAGACAAUUGAAUGGAUCCUAUUCAGGUCUGCUGGGAGAAGUGAUGAGUGGACAGGCUGACAUUGCACUGGGAAAUUUAUAUUACACACCAUACUAUUUGGAACUCAUAGAUCUGACCAUUCCAUACACUACAGAGUGUCUCACCUUUCUCACGCCAGAAUCGCUCACUAACAACUCUUGGAUGACGCUUAUUCUACCUUUCAGGCCAUUGAUGUGGGCUGCAGUAUUUGUGGCUCUGAUUCUGGCUGGAUUUGUGUUUUAUGCCCUGGCCAACUACCACAUCCACAUUGUAUCUACUGCAAUGAACUUGCAAACAAAUAAUGCCAUCAUGGUACAAGAAAGAAGCAAAAUAAAUGACAGCAAAGUAAUACAUAUACAAGAAGAGAGGAAUAAAACUGGUGAUGGUCUUUACUUAUUCAGCAAGUUGGAAAAUGGAAUCUUGUACACAUACGGCAUGCUGCUAUUGAUUUCUCUCCCAAAGUUUCCAUCAGAUUGGUCUCUCCGGGUCCUGACAGGAUGGUGGUGGAUCUACUGCAUUCUACUAGUGGUUGCUUAUCGAGCAAGCAUGACAGCAAUUCUUGCCAACCCAACUCCCAGGGUCACCAUAGACACAAUGGAGCAGUUGGUAGACAACCAUAUUACUUGUGGAGGCUGGGGUGAAGAGAUAAAGCAGUUCUUUCUUACUUCAUUGGAUAUUUCAGGACAAAAAAUUGGCCUCAAGUUUGAGGUCAUCUAUGAUACUGAUCUUGCAGUUGAAAAAGUGGCUAAAGGAGAAUUUGCUUACUAUGAAAAUAUUUAUUUUCUACAAUAUUUACGUGUUAGAAGACAACUUAUAGUGAAGGAAGUUGGUACCAAAAAAGAUGUGAACACAAAUGAAGAAUCAGGAGGAAACAGGAAUCUCCAUAUAAUGCAUGACUGUGUAAUUCACAUGCCUGUAUCAAUUGGCCUUCAGAAAAACUCGCCUCUAAAGCCCCACAUGGAUAGAUUCUUACGUCGCAUUGUUGAAGCAGGUCUUAUCAAGAAAUGGCUCAAAGAUGUGAUGCUCAGUAUUGUGUCAGUGGAUAAUACAGACAAAGAAGACGGCAACAAACCUCUGAUGAAUCUUCAGAAGCUUUAUGGGGCUUUUGUGGCCCUUGGUGUGGGAUACUUGAUAAGCAUAUGUGCUUUUGCUGGGGAGAAGAUACACUGGCAAUGUGUUGUAAAGAAAAGUCCAUUGUUUGAUAAGUAUGCAAUUAAUAUUUAUUAUGACCAUCAGAAAUCUUCAAAAGCUAUUAAAAAAUAAUUAUAGAAUAAAUUUUACAUAAUAUUUCUGCAUAAACUGUUACUGUAAUUCACAUAACCAGAAAUUCUACAUAAAUCUGUUAUCCCCUAAACAAAAUCUAUUUCCCCAUACAUUUAGACAGAAUAAAAUUUAUGCAUCUGUGGAGUGAAAAAGUAUAUAUCUGGAGCCCUACA